AUGAACGUGUUUCUUAUAUUUUUAAUGACCCUUUGCUCAGGUCUUGCUGAAUAUCUUAUCUCAUCUGAUCAAUUAGAAGUGGUGUUCGAAAAAUAUUUAAGAAAUGCUGAGUUAUCUCCAUCAGAGUACAAAUUACAAGAAGACAUUUUUGAAAUUCUUCGAAGACCUACAUACGUGACCUCGAAAACAGAGUAUCAGUCGGAAGUGCGUUCGAGCCUGGAUUGUUUAUUAUGCAGAAGCGCUUUUUCGGCUUUAUUUCAAUUGGUCAAAGACGGGGCAAGUGAUGAAGACUUAACACAAGCGAUAGCAAAUAUAUGCACCCUACUAAAUAUAGAAAGCGAAAAUGUUUGUAGUGGAGUAAUUGAUUUAAACCUGCACAUCAUCACUUACAUAAUCAGAAAUACACCUGAAGCAACGUCGAGAAACUUUUGUGGGCUUGUUUUACAAAAGGUCGGCAAUCCCAAUUUUUGCACCAACGAUGACCCAAGAUUUGAAUGGCAGGUUGAAUUACCGGAACAAAUAGAAGAUGAAGUCCCCUCUAUUUCCGAUGGGUCUCCACUCACUAUAGCAAUUAUUACGGAUACACAUAUAGACCCGUUAUAUGAGCCAUUUGGAGUAGCGGAUUGUGGAGAGCCAACCUGCUGUCGAAAAGGGCAAACUAUUUCUCAAUCCUACACAUACACACCAAUCGCAAACGAUGUAGAUGUGCAGGACAUUGUGGUUUUUAACCGUGAUGAUAUUUUGUUAAACAUGAGUGCGGUGCCAAAAAUGAAAGAGAUACGGAGUAAGUACCGUACAAGAUUUCAAACUUCAAGAAAUGUUGCGCCGGCAGGAUAUUGGGGAGAUUACAGGAACUGCGACACGCCAAAAUGGGCAUUUGAUGACGUUAUUGAUAGGAUGGCUUCCUCACAUCAGUUUGAUGUUGUGUAUUACAUCGGUGACACCAUAGACCAUUUUGUAUGGGAGACCACUUAUGACAUGAUAAAUGAAACUAAUUUAUAUUUAAUCGAAAAAAUGAGACAGAGCUUCGGAGACAAUGUGUUAAUUGUACCAACUAUUGGAAACCACGAGUCACAACCAACAAAUCAGUUUGCACCGCCUACAGUUACAGCACCAAAGUUGAAUACCACUUGGUUGUAUGAAGCCUUAUUGAACAAAUGGGACUAUUACUUGACCAACGAAGCUAAGGCGACGUUUAGAGUUCGAGGCGAUUUUUCAAGAUUAGUAAAACCCGGUUUAAGAGUUAUUUCGCUUAAUACUAACAUGGCUUAUAAAUAUAACUGGUGGCUAGUAUAUGACCCUUUGGAGCCAAAGCGUCAUUUAGAUUGGCUCGUACAAGAGCUCUAUAAAGCGGAAUUGGCUGGAGAAAAGGUUCACAUACUGACUCACAUACCGCCUGGAGUCCAUGAUUUUCCUUAUGUAUGGACUAGGGAAUACAACCGAAUAGUUAACAGAUUUUCAUCAACAAUCGCAGCCGAAUUCAACGGCCACGUUCACUCGGAUGAGUUUAAGAUAUUUUAUAGUUUGUCUGAUGGUAGACCUAUCAAUGUAGCUUGGGGAGGGGGCGGCGCGACUGCAUAUAGCAAUUAUAAUUUAAAUUAUAAAAUUGCUACCUUCGAUCCAUCGACAUUUGAGCCACAAAACAUAGUAAACUACGUGUAUAACUUAACAGAAGCAAAUUUGACACCCGACCGCCGGCCACAUUGGUUUCAACUGUACGACAUGAAAAACGAUUUUGCUAUCAGUAAUUUAAAUCCCGAGACAAUGGACCGCUUGGUUCAUCGUAUGGUGACGACUAACACUAACUUAUUAGAUUUGUAUUCCGCGUAUUAUUCAAAAUUGAGUGACACAAGAUGGCCGUUCUGCAAUAGCGAAUGCAAGUUGGAUAAUCUGUGUAAAAUCGUAACAACUGUUCUCUGGCAAAGGGAAAAAUGUGAAGAGCUUCGGAAAGAGUUUUAUUCAAAACAUAAAGCAUAA
Parnassius apollo (apollo) is the source of this 1977-nucleotide messenger RNA. The record is from the annotation of a GenBank genome assembly. NCBI's taxonomy places the organism in Eukaryota, Metazoa, Arthropoda, Insecta, Lepidoptera, Papilionidae.